Messenger RNA from Brugia malayi, 171 nucleotides. It is a transcript of the gene Bma-rps-29, whose product is annotated as 40S ribosomal protein S29, putative. Gene Ontology annotation, molecular function: zinc ion binding; structural constituent of ribosome. Gene Ontology annotation, biological process: translation. The coding region runs from base 1 to 171 and encodes 56 amino acids. Gene Ontology annotation, cellular component: ribosome; cytosolic small ribosomal subunit. The record is from RefSeq and is a predicted model, not a curated record. The transcript has 3 exons. Lineage: Eukaryota; Metazoa; Nematoda; Chromadorea; Rhabditida; Onchocercidae.
AUGGGUCAUCAGAAUUUAUGGUUUUCACAUCCGCGCAAAUAUGGCCCAGGUUCUCGUUCAUGCCGAGUUUGUUCAAAUCAUCAUGGGUUGAUUAGGAAAUACGGACUUAAUAUGUGUCGACGAUGUUUUAGAGAGUAUGCUUCCGAUAUUGGAUUCAGAAAGCUAAAUUGA